CGCAUUUUUUUCUAAAUAGACAGAAGGGAGACUUCUUCAGUGGGCGUCCGUCAAGGAUGUCUUCUCUCUCCCGUCUAGAUUAAAGUCCUACAUUGGCACUCAGGUAAUAUACAGUUAACAAUUCUUCCUGUUUAUACCAAUGUUAUCUAGUACAUUUAAACCGACUAUCCUCGUUGUUUUAUUGAUUAAACACAGCCUUGAGUUGAGAUAUUUGCUUUUGUGUGCCCAUAUAAACCAACUACAAACUGACGGUGUAAUCUUACCCUACAGUUCACGUGACAGUUUUUAAAUAGUUUGUUCUGACAGUUACCAUAUAAAUUUGUUUAUCGACAGUUUUAACCUUCAAUUAAACUUGAGUUUUCUCUUUGUUUGAUAGUUUGGUGCUAUUUUUAAUAGACUGUGGACCAUGGUUAGAUGGGCUUGAUUUGUUAAACUAUUUAAUUUAGCCGAUAGUAAAACUCGUUCAGUAAAAUGGCAACCUUUUCACAAUCCACCAUUGACAAGGGAUCUAAGAUUUUCCAAGACGUCUUGUGCUCGACCUGCGAAGACAAGAAACUGGAAAAUACAGCUGAUUUCUACUGUGAAUCUUGUGUUAAGUUUUACUGCGGAAAAUGUAUUGACAUGCAUAGCCAAUUGUUUUCAAAACAUGCCCCCUUUGGAAGGGGAGAUAUGAAGAAAUGGCCAGUGCCCAAAAAGGUGGAAGAUUUUAUACUGAAAUGUGAUGUCCAUACGGAUAAAAACCUUGAAAUGUUUUGUUCUGAACACAGUGAGCUGUGCUGCACAAAUUGUGCAUUUCUAAAUCACAGACACUGCCAAAAGGUAACUCUUAUAUCUGACAUCGUAAAAAGUCAGUCUACAAACCUUCAACAACUGUCAGUUUAUAUCCAAACUAUUCUGAAAGAAAUGAAGAAACUUCAAGACAGCCAGGAUGCGAGCAUUCAGUCUGUGCAAAGUUCAUAUGAUGAGCAGUUACACACAAUACAGAAAACUCGCAGAGAAAUAAAUGCAGUCUUAGACACAAUUGAACAGAAGACAUUGAAGGACAUGAAAGAUACUCUAACAAAACUGCAAGCCUCUUCCAAAACCGAUGUUGAAAAAUGCAUCAGGCUGCGGGAUGAAUUGAAACAACUUCACGACGCCAUACAGGACAUUAGUGAUAAAAGCAAGCUGGAACUAUCCUUUAUAGCCAAAAGAAAAUGUGAGGAGAAAAUACAACAGUUAGAGACCUUUUUGAAGAAAAACUCUUUGCAGGUUAGAGUUUCAAUAACAUUCCAGCCUAACUAUGAAAUUGUACAGUACUUGUACAAACUUUCUGGUCUUGGGAGGAUUGAACACUGUACCCAGACAUUGAUGGAACAAGAAUCCAAACAAGGUAUAAUCACUGUGCAGGGGAAGUCUGAACAAAAUGUGAAAAUAUCAACUGAUUCAGAGGAAUGCGCUAUCACAGCCAUUCUUGCUCUCCCAGACAAGCAGGUCCUGGUAGCAGACCACAAGAAUAAGAAAGUCAAGCUUCUUGAUCAAAUAUACCAGGUUGUGAGUCACUGUAGUGUGACUGCCUAUCCACAGGACUUGUGUGAUAUCACACCCAGUGAGGUGGCUGUGACUGUCAAUGAUUAUUACAUACAUGAGGUCCAGUUUAUCACAGUCAACAACAUGAAGAUGGUGACAGGAAGGAAGCUUAAGUUAAAACAUUCAUGUUGUGGGAUUUUCUUCCACCAGGGAGACCUGUAUAUUACUUCUAGGACUGCACUGUGCAAGUACAAACUCAGAGGGAAACUUGUUAGCAAGAUGUAUGAGGAUAAAUCAGAUAAUGUGACAGUAAAUAGAUGUGCUGUGAGUCCCACAGGGGACAAGUUGUACAUCACUAACUACUCCCAGCACAAGCUCCUUACCCUGGCCAGGGAUGGUUCAGUCCUGGCCACCUUCACUGACCCUGCACUAAUAGCCCCAAAUGGUGUACACGUGACACCUGCAGGCCAGGUGCUGGUAUGUGUAGGCUGGUUCGACAUUAUCAUACAGGUGGACACUGAGGGCAAAUUGAAGCUGGCCACUUUUGCUACAAAGGAGGAUGGAUUGGUGGACCCACGGAAACUUGAAACCUGGAUAGAUGGCAAUAUGGAGAUUAUGCGCAUCAUUUCAUUUUUUGCCUACGUUAAGAAUUCUGGUUGCUAUGGCAACAAAUAGACUAGAAAUAUUGCUGAAAAUGGUGGAGUUUCACCGGUGACAUAAUUGCUUGGCAAUAGUCUUGUUACAUCUAUAACACUAGUUUUUAUAUUUGUGUUUGACUUUACAAGUCGACAAGGACUGCUAGUGAAAAUACAGAAACAAUUCUGGUCUAGAAUAUUAUUUAUCAUUAUUUACAUAACAUCAACAUUACACUGUUAUUAUAUAUAGCCUGUCAUUUCUUCAACAUACAUAACAAAUGUAUUGAAGAUUACUUUAAUUUUUAGCUCGACUACUAUAUAUGAAAUAUAUGUAGUGGAGCUAAUUAUCCUACUCACCCCGGCGUCGGCGUUAGCGUUAGCGCGCAAAUGCUAAAGUUUGCGUACUACCCCAAAUAUGUUCUUUGACAUAUUGCUUUCAUAUUUUGCAUACUUCUUUACCAACAUGACCCCAACCUAUAAACAAGACCAGACAACUCUAUCAAGCAUUUUGACAGAAUGUUUGCCCCUUUUAUACUUAGAAUAUGCAUAUUAUUGAUAAUUCUAUGUUCAAGUUUGCGUACCACCCCAAAUAUUUCCUAUGUCCUUUGACAUAUUGCUUUAUAUUUUGCAUAUGUAGCCGGGUUGUGUAUUUAUAACACAAGUUGGUGUUAUAUAUAUUCUUUAUUUUAUAGAUGUAUAUAAUAUUGAAAAUGAUGGUCUGAAAGAAAACAAAGGCAAUUAUGAAUAACUAAUUCUAAUUACAAUAAUAAAUUUAACAUUGCAAUGAAAUAUACAAUAAUCAAAUACAUUUAUAUGACAAUAAACAAUACAAUACAAUGUAGUUAUAUUAACAAUAAAAGUAAACUCACCAGCAACCUGAGGACUUAGUUUUAAAAUAAAUAUAUGCUGACAAAUGGAAAGUGCGAACUUAAAAUUUCGUCUAUCUCUUAGGGGACUUUAUGAUGAAAUGAAUCUACAAUAGUGUAUAAAACCAUUGAAACUCUAUAGUUAAAACAUCUCACAUAAAAACAUGCAGUGCUAGUAACUCAUUCACUCACCAAUUAGCACCCACCGUGAUA
Molecule: messenger RNA, 3223 nt
Organism: Dreissena polymorpha
Lineage: Eukaryota; Metazoa; Mollusca; Bivalvia; Myida; Dreissenidae
Product: protein PML-like
Exons: 4
Coding region: 472-2184 (570 amino acids)
Molecular function (GO): zinc ion binding
Source: RefSeq, a predicted model, not a curated record